AUGCCGAGAAGGAAAGGAGGGUUGCCGGACUGGCUGCUCCUCAAUGUCGUGGAGGAGGAGAGAUGGUACACGUACAUGGGUGGUAAAUGCAAACAAGCCGACAACAAGUGUUAUGAGUGGAAACACAAAGGCUUUGAAUUCAAGGGACGGGCCUGGGUGGACUCGACCCACGUGCCUUGUGAUCCGUCGUGGCCCUGCCGUGGGGACAACAAAUGGUGCUUCCGCGAAACCGCUGAGCCUCGCGCGGUGUGCUCCUAG
Molecule: messenger RNA, 258 nt
Organism: Purpureocillium takamizusanense
Lineage: Eukaryota; Fungi; Ascomycota; Sordariomycetes; Hypocreales; Ophiocordycipitaceae
Exons: 3
Coding region: 1-258 (85 amino acids)
Source: RefSeq, a predicted model, not a curated record